This is a messenger RNA of Brassica rapa (field mustard), 722 nucleotides long. Its product is annotated as B3 domain-containing protein REM10. NCBI's taxonomy places the organism in Eukaryota, Viridiplantae, Streptophyta, Magnoliopsida, Brassicales, Brassicaceae. Gene Ontology annotation, molecular function: DNA binding. The record is from RefSeq and is a predicted model, not a curated record.
AUCUUCAAACACGAAGGAGACAUGGUGUUUCAUGUCACUCCUUUUGGUCCUAACUGUUGUGAGAUUCAGUAUACACAUCCUCACAUCAUCAAGGAAGAAGCCGACGCGGAUGAUGUUGCGGAUGAUGGUGCGAUUGAUGCUGAUGACAAUGAGAAUCACCACAAGAUUAGCGGAUCAGGGGGAAUGUCUUCUUCCUCAUUCGACUAUUGUUUUAUGGCUGAGGUCACUGCUUCAAACCUAAAAGCCGACAAACUUUCUCUUCCUGUGGCAGCUACGACUUGUACUGCUUUGAACAAACAAUGCCAAGAGACGAUACUAGUAAACAAAGAGGGAAAUCCAUGGACUGUGAGUUUGCGAUUUAGCGAAUCAGGCGGCAUGUAUUACAUCACAAGAGGAUGGAGAAAGUUCUGUCUUGAUAACAAAUGCGAGGUAGGAGACAUAUUUGUGUUCAAUGUGGUUGGAGAUGGAAAAACUACUCCAUUGAUGUGUGUAUGUCCGGAAAGAAAAGAGUGUUCUGAACUACUCAGCAAACACUUGAGCAGAAAGAGUGGGAGACGCCUUUAACUUUCUUGUUCUUUCUUCUGCUUUAGCUAUGUAUAUCGGAAAGGUUGUUUCUUUUUGCCUCAAAACUUGUUUCCUCUUUUUCAAAACUUGUUAUCUUUUGCAAACUCUGACACGGUUAUGUAAUAUUUUGUUAAACUCCAACAAGCUCUUUUUUAGUU